AGCUCGGAAGCCACUCUGUUUUGGGGUCCUCGCUGCCCUUCCACGUCUCCCGGAAGAGUAGCAGGGCCUUGGCAGGGCCGUGGCGGGACUGUGGCAGGUUUGCCAGUAGGAUUAUUCUGCUGCCAUCAUGUCCUGGUUUGCUGAUCUUGCUGGAAAGGCAGAAGAUCUUUUAAACCGAGUCGACCAAGGGGCUGCAACAGCUCUCAGUAGAAAAGAGAACAGCAGCAGCAUCGUAUACAGCAAAAACACUGACUAUCCUGAACGUCACCGGCAAAACACAGAUUUGUCUCAUCAGACUGGAUCUAACGCUAAUUAUAUUUCCUCAGCAGCUGAUAACAUUAAGAAUCAAAAAGCCACCAUCUUAGCCGGAACCACAAAUGUGAAAACAGGACCCAGGGUGUCAGGGGAGGCCUCCCAUACCGUUGAGAACUCAUCUGUGCCUCGGCCUUCAUCGCAGUUUGUUCGGAGAAAAAAGUCCGAACCUGAUGAUGAGCUGCUGUUUGAUUUUCUUAAUAGCUCACGGAAGGAACCUACGGGGAGGGUGGAAAUCAAAAAAGAAAGGGGCAAGACACCUGCCCUUCAGAGCUCUCCGACAGCAGGUGUCGGUGCAAUGAAUACCAGCGUAACCACCGUCAAAACUACUGAAGAAAGUCCCUCUGGGAGCCAAAGCCACGAAGCCUCUAAUAAUUCAGAUUCUGGCCAUGAAGUCCAAGAGGAUUCUUCAAAGGAAAAUGUAUCAUCAGAUGCUUCCUGUGCUGAUCACAACCCGAAACCCACGGAUGACAGCAAAUCACAUGAACUGUCUAACCUUCGACUGGAGAAUCAGCUGCUGAGGAAUGAAGUUCAGUCUUUAAAUCAAGAAAUGGCCUCAUUGCUUCAAAGAGCCAGGGAAACUCAAGAAGAAUUAAACCAAGCAAGAGCAAGAAUUGAAAAGUGGAAUGUUGACCAUUCCAAGAGUGAUCGAAUAACUCGAGAACUCCGAGCCCAAGUAGAUGACCUGACCGAAGCAGUGGCUGCCAAGGACUCCCAGCUGGCCGUCCUGAAAGUGAGGCUCCAGGAGGCUGACCAGCUGCUGGACGCUCGCACGGAAGCUCUGGAAGCCUUGCAGAGUGAAAAGUCACGAAUAAUGCAGGAUCACAGCGAAGGUAGUAGCCUGCAGAAUCAAGCUCUGCAAACCCUUCAGGAGAGACUGCAUGAAGCCGAUUCCACUCUGAAGAGGGAGCAGGAGAGCUAUAAACACAUGCAGAGUGAGUUUGCUGCUCGCCUGAAUAAAAUGGAAGUGGAACGUCAGAAUUUGGCAGAAGCAGUUACUCUGGCAGAAAGAAAAUACUCAGAUGAGAAGAAGAAAGUUGAUGAGCUACAGCAGCAAGUCAAGAUGUGUAAGUCCAACAUGGAGUCCUCUAAGCAGGAAUUAAUUGACUACAAGCAAAAAGCUACGCGAAUACUCCAAUCCAAAGAAAAAUUGAUUAACAGCUUAAAGGAAGGAUCUGGUUUUGAAGGCCUAGAUAGCAAUACUGCUAAUAGCAUGGAACUGGAGGAACUUCGGCAUGAAAAAGAGAUGCAGAGGGAAGAAAUACAGAAGCUGAUGGGUCAGAUACAUCAGCUGAGAUCUGAAUUACAGGAUAUGGAGGCUCAGCAGGUUAGUGAAGCUGAGUCAGCAAGAGAACAGUUGCAAGAUCUGCAAGACCAAAUAGCUGGACAUAAAGCAUCUAAACAAGAACUAGAGGCAGAAUUGGACCGGCAGAAGCAGGAAUUCCAUUACAUAGAAGAAGAUCUGUAUCGAACAAAGAACACAUUGCAAACCAGAAUUAAAGAUCGAGAAGAAGAAAUUCAAAAACUUAGGAAUCAGCUCACCAAUAAAACCCUAAGCAAUAGCAGUCAGUCUGAGCUAGAAAGUCGACUCCAUCAGCUGACAGAGACUCUGAUCCAGAAGCAGACCAUGCUGGAGAGUCUCAGCACGGAAAAGAACUCUCUGGUCUUCCAGCUGGAGCGCCUUGAGCAGCAGAUGAAGUCCGCCACUGGCGGGGGCAGUAACGGGCCUUCCAUUAAUAUGUCUGGAGUUGACACUGGCGAAGGCACACGUCUGCGAAACGUUCCAGUUCUUUUUAAUGACACAGAAACUAACCUGGCAGGGAUGUAUGGAAAAGUCCGCAAAGCUGCUAGUUCCAUUGACCAGUUCAGUAUCCGUCUAGGAAUUUUUCUCCGAAGAUACCCCAUAGCACGAGUUUUUGUAAUUAUAUAUAUGGCUUUGCUUCACCUCUGGGUCAUGAUUGUUUUGUUGACUUACACACCAGAAAUGCACCAUGACCAGCCACAUGGCAAAUGAAUGGAAUCCGGUGGUUUCAGUGAUGGGUCGUCAUUUUCCAGACUUGGGAUCUGCAAAAAGGUCAAUGGCUAAAAUUCCUGAGGAGAGUGCACAAGAUUAUUUUAUCACUACAAGCUUUUAACUUUUUAAGUUAUUAUACAAGUACUCUGCUACUUAAGUCAAAUCUGCCUCUAAUUUCCUUCAAAUGGUAAGAAUUUCUAAAAGACAGUUGGACGAGCUCAGCUCCGCUUUUCCUGGGGUCGGUCGUUCAGUGUGUGUGUGUGUCGGUCGACACACACAUGCUGGGCUGUUCACCUCUGUGCAGGCCAGCCUGUAUUUUAGGUGACACUUGUUAUGGGCUAAAAUCAGGGAAAUUAAUUGUAUUUAGUAAUAUAAAUAAAAUGUUUGCUUUUUGAUAAUUCAGUCUGCUUUUGUAUUUUCCUAUGUUUAACUUUGCAAAGAGAGAUUUAUGUAUUUACAUGUU
Molecule: messenger RNA, 2789 nt
Organism: Pteronotus mesoamericanus
Lineage: Eukaryota; Metazoa; Chordata; Mammalia; Chiroptera; Mormoopidae
Gene: GOLGA5
Product: golgin A5
Exons: 13
Coding region: 128-2326 (732 amino acids)
Biological process (GO): Golgi organization; retrograde transport, vesicle recycling within Golgi
Cellular component (GO): Golgi cisterna; Golgi membrane
Source: RefSeq, a predicted model, not a curated record